AUGCCCUGUUGGUCUGAUGGAGUUCGAGAUGAAAUUGGAAACGUGGAGGACGAGAUAACGCCAGCAACUACAUUACGUGGAGGCUUAUGGUUUCCGUCACGCCGUGCAGGUUGUGCUACGUCGGGCCGGGGACAGCCAAUUAUUUACGCAUGA
Echinococcus granulosus is the source of this 153-nucleotide messenger RNA. RefSeq lists its product as hypothetical. The transcript has 2 exons. The record is from RefSeq and is a predicted model, not a curated record. Lineage: Eukaryota; Metazoa; Platyhelminthes; Cestoda; Cyclophyllidea; Taeniidae. The coding region runs from base 1 to 153 and encodes 50 amino acids.